Symbiodinium sp. CCMP2592 is the source of this 1176-nucleotide messenger RNA. The record is from the annotation of a GenBank genome assembly. NCBI's taxonomy places the organism in Eukaryota, Dinophyceae, Suessiales, Symbiodiniaceae.
AUGAGGUUCAUUGGCCCCACUGGCUGGCGACGGUGGUUCGAAGUCCUUGUCCUCACCUUUGUCGUCUCCACCAUCAAGUUCCUUGUGCCUGUGGUUCUGAUGGAUGGCGUGGGCAAUGUCUUCGGCUCGGUGAAGCAAACGCUGUGGUGGUCUGAUCAAGCAGAGGCCGUCAAAGCCAUCUUCCACCAGGAGAUGAUGGUAUCGGAUAUGGCCAUUCUAGGCACGGUGCAAUUUUUCAUCGCCUGCUGGACGUACGGCGCGGGCGUUCCGAGCGGGCUCUUCCUACCCUCGCUUUACCUGGGCGCUGCUUGGGGAAAGCUUCUGGGAAUGGGCUUUUACUAUGCUGGAAUGCUGCAUCACAUCAGCGAUGCCGACAAGUACGCCUUCGUUGGCUCUGCUGCUGCGUUAUCUGGCCUCGGGCGGAUUACGAUCUCGCUCUCCGUCAUCGUGAUGGAGUGCACCAUCAACAAUCAGUUUGGCGUGCCGCUCUUCCUCGCCACAAUGCUAGCAAAGUGGGUGGGUCAACUCUUCAACGAGGGGAUUUACGACCUGCACCUGGAGUUGAAGCAUGUGCCCCUUUUGGAGCCAAUGGGUGGCAAGGAGCUUCUCGACCUGCGUGCCAUGGAUAUCAUGGCCCGGGAAGUCAAGACUCUGCCAGCCUGCGCUCCCGUCAAGCAGCUGGUGGGAUUGCUACAGGACGAGAGUCACAACCAUCACGGCUUUCCCAUCAUUGACAUGCCCUCCGGUGUCUUCCUGGGCCUCAUCCGGCGCAGCGAGCUCCUGCACGUCCUGGAGAGAGGCAAGAAGUUUGACUUUCACGCCAAUCGCCAGGGCGCCUUCGGAGAUCAGAAGGAUCUCGUGCACCCGAUGGUGUACAAGCUUUCACCUGACGAGAUUUUAAACCAGAUCUCCGAAGAGGACUUGGACAAGCAGGUCAACCUCAUCCCGUACAUGAACCGGGCAGCAUACACGGUGCCACACAAGGCAUCCGUGCUGAGAUGCUUCGCGAUCUUCCGCUCGAUUGGGCUUCGUCACCUGCCCGUCCUCGACGAGCAGAGCCGGAUCAGAGGAAUGAUCACGCGAAAGGACCUGCUGCUCGAGCACCUUCACGAGAAGAAGUGGGAUGUCUACGCCAGCGAUGUGGACGAUGACUCUGAAGACGAGGAGAGCGGUUGA